UCUGAGGCAGACAAGCUUAAGCUUUGCGGCGUUUGUUUAUGAACUUUUUUAAAAGAAAUAUAUAUAUAAUAAUAAGAAAAUGAACAGUUUGAAUGAUAAUAGAGAAAACGAGACUGUAAUAUAUAUUUAUAUAACUUCAUCGCCGUUUGGAAUGGAGAAAGAAAAAGAGGAACUUAAACGAAACUAUCUACCCGAAAUUGAAUCUAUCUGCAGAACCAACAAUAUUACUUUAAGUCUUAUUGACUUAUUAGAGGAGAAAGAAGAGUCAGCUGAUCCUAUUCAAAUUAUCAGUAGGCAGCUUAAUAAACUAUCAGAAGCCGAUAUGCUUAUAGAAUUCGAUGGAAAGAGUUACUGGUGGUAUGCUAAGAAUAAUAACGUCUUUCAAAAGAAUUUUGAGGAAACUGUUCAAAAAUAUUCGCAAGCUGAUAACUUAAAAGAUUUUAGUAUAUUAGACCAAGAUUUAGGUCUUGAUCAACUAAACAAAGUAGAAAAGAUUCCAACAUGCUUUUGUUUUGGAGAAAAGAGUUGUAAAAAGAUAAAUAAAUCAGAAGAUUCUCUAUUUGAUCAUACGUCAGAAGAGGAUAUAAAACUUGAAAGUGAAGAAGUUUUAACUAAAAUGAAUCAAAUAAUAAACAAAAGCGAAAGUACUAUAAAAAAGACUUUAGGAGUCAAAAUGGACUAUGAAACUCCUGAAAAGGGAGCUGAAUUCUUAUUCAAAUGUAUCUCAACCCAUUUAAAUGGAUUUUUAGUUAAUAGGAUAAAAUUGGAAUUUGAUAAUAUUCAAUGGUCAGUUAUGAAACCUCACGAAAAUUAUUCUUUUAUCAGGCAUCAAGCUUACGUUGAGGAUUCAGCUGCAUUCAAUAGACUGAAUAAUCAUAUUAAUAAUCCUUUAGCAAUGCCAUUGUGUAUAAUUGGAAAAGCGGGAUGUGGAAAAUCAUCUUUAUUAGCCAAUUGGAAAAAAUUUCAAACAGACUUUCAAAAAAAUUACGGACUUCUUUUAUUUCAUAUCGGAUGUAAAAAAGAAACUAAAACUGUUAAAAACAUUCUUUUAUCGUCUAUUGCAUUCUUCUACGAGAUUCUUGGAAAGCCAAGUCCUCUUAUUCAAUUCGAAUUAGGCUUUCAAACAAUUGUAGAAAGUUUAGAAAGACUUAUGGAAGAGUUUAAUACAUUAUUUAAAAAGAAACCAAUUCUACUCUUUGACGGGCUUGAUAGAUUAGAAAAAAGCCCUUCGUCACCCGCCCUUUAUUGGAUAACGGAUAGAAUGAUAAAGCUUGGAUGCUUUAUAUUUUCAUCAAGAUAUUCGGACAAUUAUCAUUUGCAUGUUAUGGAGAAUAGAAGCUUUGAAAUGUACGAAAUAUUUGUUACUGAAAAGUUAAAGAAAGGCGUCUAUAAAAAAAUGUUUGAUGAUGGUAAAGUAAAAAGAACAAAAAUUCCAUGUAAAUUAAUUCUAGAAAUCAAAGAAGCCGAUAAUCUAUCCAUAUUUAAAUCAAUCUUAUCAGAGUCAACUGCAUUAAAAGAUAUCAACUUUAAGACUUCGUCUGUUCUUUCAACAAAAUCUAUUGAAGAUCUAUUCAAACAAUCUUUAGAUAGACUAGAAAAGGAGUUUAACGCUGAAGAAUUUAUUAGAAAGACAUUAUGCGCUCUUAGCCUCCUUAAUUAUGGUCUAACAGAAAAUCAAUUAAGAAACUAUUCAAAAUUAAAGAAACAAGUAUGGACGCCAUUUUUUCAAUCAUUAAAACAAUUUCUAAUAUGUAAGGAUGACGUUUGGCAAAUUGAAAAUGGAAAAUUUCGAAAAGCCAUUGAAAUGAAGUACUUUCCAACGAAAUAUAAAUUAUUACACGAGGAGAGAGCAUUGGCCAACUAUCUUUUAUCACUUUAUAACGAACAGAAAUCGAAUGAAGAAUUUUCAUUAAGUUUUCUAAACGAAUUAUCCUUUUCGUUAAUGAAAAUGAAAGAUAAAACCGAACUAUCAAAGCUUAUAAAUACAGAGAGGUUCUUUGAAUUUAUAAGUUUAAAAUGCGAUUUGUUUCUAGAAGUUAUUCCACAUUUUCCAAUUGAGAAAUGUAAUCAACUUGGUUUAAAUGUUACUAGAGUUAUCUUUGAAAUGAUUGUUAAAACCUAUCAAAGGGAUGAAUUUGUUCAAGCAGGACACGUUCUAGAAUUUAUUCUUAGCAAUUUAAACUUAUCUGUGAAAAAUUUCAUUAAAUUCUUAAUGAAUUAUAAUAAUCCUUGUAAAAAAGUUCAAAAAUUAAUUAAAGAUUUAAAUCAGAUUUUUGAUCUUUUUCAAGAUUUAAAAAAUGCAUUCAAGUGUGUUGAACAGUUUAAAAUUUUAAAAGAUUCAGAAAAGUGUAAAUUGUCGAUUUCUAAUGCUAGCGAUAUUAUAAAACACGAAGCAUUCAAAUCUUUAAUCGUUCAAAGAGCAAUAAUGUACAAAAAGUUGAGUUUAUUAUACUACGAUGAAGGAGACUUUGAUGAAGCUUAUAACUUAACUGAAAAAUAUUUAAAAAAUAUAAAAGAUCGUCUAUUUGAUGAAAAUCCAAUGGAAAUUAUUGAAACAAUGUUCAAAUUAAGUAAAAUUGAAAAAGAUCGAAAGAAUUUUACAAGUGCAGAAAGAUAUUACCUAAAAAUUAUUGAUCUAUUUAAAAAAAUUGGAAGAAAAGAUUGUCUUCUCUUCGCUGAUGCUUGUUUAGAAAUUGGUAUUAUAGAAAACAGAAAAGGAGAUUCCAACUAUGAAAGAUCUUUUGAUUUCUUUAGUAAAAGUUUAGACAUAUUUAAGCGAAAAUUGAAUAAUUUCAAUAGAAAUAUUAAAGUUGUUAAAGCAUUCGAAGGACUUGGUUACUGCCUACUUAAAUUGCAACGAUAUCAACUAAUGGAAAAAUAUCUGUGGCAAGCUGUUGAAAACAGAACUACUAUGAGAUAUUAUGAAUCCGUUCCAGCUUAUUACGAUGAUUUAAUUGAUAACUAUUGGAAGAGAAAAGAAGUUUUUAAAGCUCGUAGGCUUUUUACGGUAAUGCCUAAUGGAAAUCAACAUACACCUAAAAACGUUGCAGCAUUAGCCAUUAAACAGAAAAUGACUAGAAACCUUAAAAGUAUAUUCCCCGACACAGUUUACACACAAACAAUGAAUAAGUGUGAACGUUGGCCAGUUUUGAAUAUUGAUAAAAGUUCAAAAUGA
Molecule: messenger RNA, 3175 nt
Organism: Dimorphilus gyrociliatus
Lineage: Eukaryota; Metazoa; Annelida; Polychaeta; Dinophilidae
Source: the annotation of a GenBank genome assembly